CUAAAGCUCUGCUCCCUAAGCAAUGGUUGCACGGUUGCUACCAGUACUUUUACUCGCCACAACUGCAUUAGGGCUGCUGUUUGAGCAAAACAAGUAUGUAUUGUCAGAAUCAGAAGGAGGUGUAAUGAUGUGUGUGCAAGCCCCGGACCCACCUCUCCAGGCCCCACUAGAGUUUUUCAUUGUGGAUGAACCAGACACUGCUUUACGUGAUCAAGACUACAUUCCAAUAGGAGAAUUUGGAGCAGUGUUAAACGUCUCUGUUUGUUUCAGUUUGUCCCAAUACAUAGUGGAUGAUAGGGCAGUUGAGGGGACGAAGGUGUUCACUGUGAGACUCAUAGCGACCAAUGGUAGUAUACGUAUAGACACAGCUGCAGUAUACAUCAUUGAUAAUGAUGGAGCCCACUUUCGAUUAGUCAACAGAUUAAAUCCAGAAUUUGGAGCUGGUAUAUUCUCCAUUACUGAGACCAACGUCAACAUGAGCCUCCCAGUGUGUGCAGAACUGGUGACGGGUGGGGAAACAGAUAUGCAAAGAGCAGCCAUUGGCUUGGAGAGGGAGGCUGUACUUCUCAUCACUACAAUGGAGAGAGCUGCAGACAGUAAUGACUUUCUGGUGGUGAACAACAAGACUUUGACCUUCCCCACCGGCUCCACCAAUUCCCUCCAACUGUGUGAGGAGAUCAUCAUUUUUGGUGACAUUAUUCCAGAGCAAGCGGAACUGUUCAUGUUUAGUGUGAGCACUGCUGACUCACUGGACGUCAUUGAGGGACCAACCAGCUCUACAGUUAUCAUACAAAACGAUGAUCCUAUUCCCGACUGCGGUCAGCCCCCUAGUCCAGGGGAGAGAGGUGUGGUCAUGUACAAUAGUACCCUCCUGGGAUUCAGGGCAGUGUACAGCUGUGAGGUGGGGUACCAGCUGGAACCGAGGGGAGGGACAGAUUCGGAGAGAGUAUGUCUGCUCAGCGGAAACUGGAGUGGAGUGGACCUCACCUGCACAAUUGUGAACUGUAGUAUUCUGACCCCUCCCCUCCUCGGUGCGGUGGUGCUUAACCAGACCAGCUUUGGGGCAGUUGCUGUCUAUGCUUGUCUCCGUGGUUACCAGUUGCUAGGAAACAGCAGCCGCACUUGCCAGGCCAAUGGACAGUGGUCCAGCAGGGCGCCACUUUGUAAAGCCGUAGACUGUGGAGAUCUCUCAGAGCCGGAUAACGGAUUCAUUGCUAUCAACAGCACGACCUUCACAAGCACUGCUAGCUACAGCUGUGCCACUGGACAUGAACUAGUUGGGAAUGAUACAAGAACGUGUGUGGCAAGUGGAAAUUGGUCCGGGAAUCAACCACAGUGUGGAGUUGUUAACUGCGGUCUCCUGGAGUCUCCUCGGCAAGGUCAUGUGACUAUCACCACCUCCGUCUAUCUCUCACUGGCGAUCUAUAGCUGUGACACUGGGUACAUGAAUACUUCCAAUCUUGUGAGGGUGUGUGAAGCGAGUGGGCAGUGGAGCAGUACGAAGCCAAACUGUACUGAUAUUGAUGAGUGCUUCUUGUCGGAGGACGACUGUCAUAGCAAUGCCUCCUGUACCAACACACUGGGAGGGUUCAGCUGCUCCUGUCAGCUGGGCUUUCAGGGAGAUGGUCAAACAUGUCUAGAUAUAAAUGAGUGCUCCCUGGACAAAACAAACUGCUCACAAGGUUGUGAGAAUUCAGUGGGAUCCUUUCAGUGUGUCUGUAAUCAAGGUUACCGACUGGCACAUGACGGCCAACUCUGCAACAACAUCAAUGAGUGUGAGGAUGGGACGCAUGGUUGCCAUGCCAAUGCCAAUUGUAUGGAUACUGAGGGCAGCUUCACUUGUUCGUGUAAAGAAGGGUUCACUGGAGAAGGAUUCAACUGUACAGCCAUCGACUGUGGAAGAUUGGAGGCUCCUCAAAAUGGUGCAAUAUCUCUUGCUAAUAGUUCCACUCGUUUCAGCUCGGUAGCCAUCUAUUCUUGUCUCCGUGGUUUCAACAUGAUAGGUGAAGCUAGUCGAGUGUGUCUGGUCAGUGGAGGGUGGAGUGGACAGGAUCCAGUGUGCAGAGUUGUUGACUGUGGACCCCUCCCCGACAUAUCACUGGGCGGAGUAAAGCUCCUCAAUGGUAGCACAGUGUAUGCAUCGGUUGCUGAGUACCAGUGUGUGACAGGCUAUCUCUUGGCUAAUGGAGAUGAGAGGAGAGAGUGUCUUAGUACUGGCCUGUGGAGUGGCAGGGCUCCUGUCUGUCUGAGUGAAGGCUCUGUGACUGAUACAUCUGUAGACAUUGUAGUGGUGGCUGUGGGCGUAUCUGUGGGAGGGUUCUCAUUGGCCGUCAUCAUCGUGUCGAUCCUCCUCCUCACUGCCGUGUAUCAGGUACGACAGAGGGGGCGGGAGAAAGUGUACGGGGUGGACAGUCACGGAACAUGGACAGGGAGCAGAGAUAGCAUUGAGCCAGUGACGUUGCGAUACACCAGACCCAUUUACGUCGACACAUUCAGCGAGGACACACACACCUCACACGCAUUCUCAGGUGUUAUAAAAGAGGGCGUCCUAACCGAGGCUGGUGCUAUGGACAUUUACGAUUUGGACUCGGCUAGAUCUAGUACAGAGUUUCCUCUGAGUGAGCGCAGUCGACCCACUUAUGCCGACAUGAACGGGGAAAGUCAGCACCAAACAUUCUUGUAGGCCGGCCUAUACACUUUUCACAUGCAGCCAAUACGCAUUUCAGAAAAAAAAACUUUUCCCAAGCAAAGAUUGUUAUUUCUUUUACUAUUAUAGCAUGACCAGUCAUGUAUAAUAAUUAUACAAG
Halichondria panicea is the source of this 2807-nucleotide messenger RNA. Its product is annotated as CUB and sushi domain-containing protein 3-like. The transcript has 18 exons. NCBI's taxonomy places the organism in Eukaryota, Metazoa, Porifera, Demospongiae, Suberitida, Halichondriidae. Gene Ontology annotation, molecular function: calcium ion binding. The record is from RefSeq and is a predicted model, not a curated record. Gene Ontology annotation, cellular component: membrane. Gene Ontology annotation, biological process: cell communication. The coding region runs from base 23 to 2683 and encodes 886 amino acids.